CUUGGGAGGCGGAGGCGGGAGGGUCGCCUCAGGGCCCUCUGCGCCCUGCGGGGUCCAGCGCUGCCCCGGGGGCACAGCGCAGCUGUCAGCCCUGGGCUCCGAGCGGUGACAGUGGGAAACGCUGAAUGUGUCCCAUGCCUGGGUGAGUACGGCCUUGGAAGGGAAGGCUUCCCGUUCUCACAGGUGACUGCUCGCUGCAGGCAGGACUCUGCAGCCCCGUGAAGACAUGGAGCGGGCGUUCCUCAGUGGAUGCCAUCGUGCCGUCAUCGCACAACAGCCGACAGGAUGCGACUGCAGGGCCACAGUGUCACCCCAGAGCCUGCAUCCAUCUGGCAGACCAGCAGCCAGGAGGGGCCUGUUCUGUGGGAAAGGGGAAGGACAGAUUGGCUGUGGUCACAGCAACUUGUAUGAAUGCUCUGCCAGUGAGGAGGUGCACAAAAAGCUGGAGGGGAACAUGGCCAGGACAGCUGACCCAAACUGUCCAAAGGGAUAUUCCAUACCAUAGAACAUCAUACCCAGUAUACAAAUGGGGAAGGAGGUUCCAGUGGCUGCAGGGGGACAGGCUGGAUAUCGGUCAGCGAGUGGCAUAUUUAUUGUUAAGAACAAGUUAAGAACUAUUGAAGACAUUAACAGGUACUGAAGAACAGUCUCUGUCACUGUUUACCUCCGGAGGGGUAAAAAGAUUGCUACUGCCUGCCUUGGACACAUGCCCGUAAUCAGCUUACGAGCUUCCCUUGACCUACGCUUCUUUUCCUAAUGCUGAUCUGACUAUGGCUGUCCUCAAAGUAAAAUUCACCAAAACUAAGAGGGACAAACUGGCCCAGAUCUUAUGGAUACUCAACUGGGUUUCUGUAGUGAGCGGGAUCAUUCUCUUCAGUCUUGGCCUCUUUCUGAAAAUAGAGAUCAAGAAGCGCAAUGAAGUGAUGGCAAAAGGGGACAUUAACUCUGUCCCCAACAUGCUGAUCUCUGUGGGGGUCAUAGCAUGUAUCAUCAACUUUCUGGGUGGAAAAAUCUGCUAUGACUGCUCAGAUGCCAACAAGUUCUCUCGAUGGAAACUUGUUAUGCUGCCAUAUAUCGUAUGUACCUUCUGUUUUACCUUCUGCAUCCUGGUGGGUGCUCUCAUGUGCUACACCAUGAAGAAUGAGCUGGAAGAGUCUCUCUACCUGGGACUGAGGGAUGCUAUUAAGUUCUAUAAAGACACAGACAUUCCUGGACGAUGUUUCUUAAAGAAAACAGUGGAUUUGUUACAAAUUGGAUUCCACUGCUGUGGAAACAAUGGCUUUAGAGACUGGUUUGAAAUUCAGUGGGUAUCUGCUCGUUAUCUGAAUAUGGCUUCUAAGGAGGUUCAAGACCGUCUAAAGAGCAAUGUUGAUGGGAAGUUCCUGGUGGAUGGAGUACCCUUCAGCUGCUGCAACCCCAGCUCCCCACGGCCCUGCAUCCAGUACCAGCUGACCAACAACAGUGCUCACUACAACUAUGAUUUUCUGACGGAGGAGCUCAAUAUCUGGGUGAAGGGGUGCCGAGAGGCCCUGCUGGAUUACUACACCACUAUUAUGCGAUCGAUUGGCAUUGCAGCAUUGCUUAUUUGGUUGUUUGAGCUCUGUGUACUUGUUGGUGUUCGGUACCUACAAACAGCCAUGAAGAAUGUCCUUCUGCUCGGAGAUCUGGAGGGUGAAUCAGAUGGUUGGUUACUAGAAAACAGUUUUGUGGAAACUGCCAAAUACAACAUCAGUAUCAUUAAGAACCUCGGCAAAGCCAACCAGAUCUCCACUGUAUCAGGCAUGAAUGACCCUAACAUUAAUGUUCAAAACACAGACUGUGGCAAAACCAAUGUUUCAACAAAAUCUAUCCCUGCAGCUAGGUAGGCAAACCUUUGAAGGAACAACAUCACAAGUUUAGCUUUGCUGUAUUACAGUACUACAGUUACCAGAUUUUUCACUGGUGGGGUAAAAAAGGAAAAAAAAUGAAGACAAUUGAACAAACCACAGACUGGUGACAGCUCCAAAACUGCUGAUACUUCUUUGGAUGGAUGCAUUUUUACUUGUGAAAUCCCUGAUUUUCAACACCGCACAAAACUUUUGGAAUUUUUCCCACUUUCUCUCUUUACCUACAGAAUUCUGUCAUGGUCUGAACAUGCCAGAGUAAUCACUAUGCACAAGCAAAUGUUCCAGAGAGGAUGAGUCCACAUCUACUAACAUACACAUUAGUCUAAUAUGUACCAAAGUUUGUCCUUACUGUCAUUACACCUACAGAAAUCCCAGCAAUGGAAAUUCCCAAAGAAAUUAUUACACUUGAUAAGAUUCUUUACAAAAAAAGAGAAAAACUGAAAUGAAAGCUCUGUUAGUCCAAGAUAGGAGAGGAGAACUUUUAGCUGAAAUGUACCUACAUUGCAGCCCUUCUAAGAGAACCUACUAGCUAGAUGAAACUGAAGGCAGUGAAAGUUACUGUAAUGUAUUUCAUUUAUAUUUCCCAAAAAGUCUGAAGUGUGUCUUCAUUUUUCCCCCUCCAUAGUCUAGGCAAAGCCAGCUGCCACACCUCCCUGUAAGUCAAAGGGUACUGCUGAAAGGAGUUCUCUGCUUAAGGAACUGACAGCUCCUGCAAGGAUAUCUGAAAUUCCAAGUAGCAUGUGAUAGCCCUAGUUUAAAAACAAGUAGAUACUUCCCCUAAAACAAACACUGAUGAUGCUAGAUACUUACAAGCUCCUCAUUUCAAAAGUACUUACAUUGAUGCAGGGGCAGGAAGAUAAGGGACUAUGUGAAAUCAAUGAAGGCAAA
Manacus vitellinus (golden-collared manakin) is the source of this 2774-nucleotide messenger RNA. Its product is annotated as photoreceptor outer segment membrane glycoprotein 2. Lineage: Eukaryota; Metazoa; Chordata; Aves; Passeriformes; Pipridae. Gene Ontology annotation, cellular component: membrane. The transcript has 6 exons. The record is from RefSeq and is a predicted model, not a curated record. Gene Ontology annotation, biological process: visual perception. The coding region runs from base 771 to 1865 and encodes 364 amino acids.